AGCUUGUAGAUUGCAAUUCCAAUAUAGUCUGUGAAAGAGGAGGUCUGACCUAUCCGGAAGUGUACAGAGCCAUCAAAAAUACCUAUCUUGCGACGGAGGGGGUGUAUCCGUAUGUAGGGACUGAUGGACAUCCUUGUAACCAAAACAACGUCGAGGAGGGCGUUGCCAGCUUGUCGGACUACCGAAACCCUACAACUGAAAGCGCCAUAAUAACAGCUCUUCGGAAUGGUCCGCUACCUUCGAGGGUGGUUGGAAGCUACUU
This is a messenger RNA of Bemisia tabaci, 262 nucleotides long. NCBI's taxonomy places the organism in Eukaryota, Metazoa, Arthropoda, Insecta, Hemiptera, Aleyrodidae. The record is from RefSeq and is a predicted model, not a curated record.